Molecule: messenger RNA, 4823 nt
Organism: Grammomys surdaster
Lineage: Eukaryota; Metazoa; Chordata; Mammalia; Rodentia; Muridae
Gene: Prepl
Product: prolyl endopeptidase like
Exons: 15
Coding region: 365-2587 (740 amino acids)
Biological process (GO): proteolysis
Cellular component (GO): Golgi apparatus; cytoskeleton
Molecular function (GO): serine-type endopeptidase activity
Source: RefSeq, a predicted model, not a curated record
GGUGACUGCAGCUCCUUCUUGAGAGCUUCGGUUUUUCGUUUUUUUUUUUUUUUGUCUUCUCUACCUUCGUUCGUCCAGCUGUCUUUCAAUUUGCUUUGUCCAUACGUUCUCCAGAGUCACGGCUGCUUAGCUUGACCCUAGGAAAACUGACUUUACAGAUGACGUGUUUAAGUCACGCCUGCCAAGAAGUAUGAUCUGAAUGAACUCAUACAAGCUUUUAAAUGUAUUUAACCUAAGUUAUCAGAUGUCUACCACUAUUUGUAACCUAACGGGUUCAUGACACCAGAGGGGAGGAAUAAGAUGUGACAACCUCAAAUGGUCUAAGAUUCCAUUACUGUAUAAUUAUACGUAUGAAAUCAUUCACAUGCUGGCAGCCCCUAAGGGAGCAAAAACCAGGGACUUUGCCACCAUGCAGCAGAUGACUAAAGUAUUUCUCCGAGCUUUGAAGUAUAGUAUUCCUCAUCUGGGGAAGUGCAUGCAGAAACAGAAUUACUGUAACGUCGCUGAUCCUUGUUACAAUAGAAUAAGAUUGAAAAAGUGUCACCUAGCCAAGUGUCUGCAGAAUAAACCCAAGAUAUCAGAAUUAGCAAGAUUCAUCCCAAGUCGGAACUUCUCAUGUAAGGAUCUUCUGCCUGUUAAGCCAGAAAGUGAAAAGUCCAUUUCUGAAAACAUGGAUGCGUUUGAAAAAGUGAGAGCAAGACUAGAAACACAGCCACAGGAAGAAUACGAAAUUGUCAAUGCAGAGAUUAAACAUGGCAGUUUUGUGUAUUAUCAAGAAGGUUGCUGCUUGGUUCGUUCCAAAGAUGAAGAAGCUGACAGUGAUAAUUAUGAAGUUUUAUUCAACCUGGAAGAACUUAAGUUGGACCAGCCCUUCAUCGAUUGUAUCAGAGUUGCUCCUGAUGAGAAAUACGUGGCUGCCAAGAUAAGGACUGAGGAUUCUGAGGCAUCCACCUGCAUAGUUGUGAGGCUCAGCGACCAGCCUGCGAUGGAAGCAUCUUUCCCAAACGUGUCCAGCUUUGAAUGGGUGAAGGAUGAAGAAGAUGAAGAUGUCUUAUUCUACACCUUCCAGAGGAACCUUCGCUGCCAUGAUGUGUAUCGAGCCACAUUUGGUGACAACAAGCGCAAUGAACGAUUCUACACAGAGAAAGACCCCAGCUUUUUUGUUUUUCUCUAUCUUACAAAAGACAGUCGUUUCCUCACUCUGAAUAUUAUGAACAAGACGACUUCUGAGGUGUGGUUGAUAGAUGGCCUGAGCCCUUGGGACCCACCGGUACUUAUUCAGAAGAGAAUCCACGGCAUGCUGUACUAUGUUGAGCACCGAGAUGAUGAGUUAUACAUCCUGACUAAUGUUGGAGAACCUACAGAAUUCAAGCUGAUGCGGACAGCAGCUGACACCCCUGCUAUUAUGAAUUGGGAUCUAUUUUUCACAAUGAAGAGAAAUACCAAGGUUGUAGACUUGGACAUGUUUAAGGACCACUGUGUUCUGUUCCUGAAACACAGCAAUCUCCUCUAUGUUAAUGUGAUUGGUCUGGCUGAUGACUCAGUGCGCUCUCUAAAGCUCCCUCCUUGGGCCUGUGGAUUCAUAAUGGAUACAAAUUCUGACCCAAAGAACUGCCCCUUUCAGCUUUGUUCUCCGAUAAGACCCCCAAAAUAUUACACAUAUAAAUUUGCAGAAGGCAAACUGUUUGAGGAAACUGGUCACGAAGAUCCGAUUACAAAGACCAGCCGUGUUUUACGCAUAGAAGCCAAAAGCAAGGAUGGAAAGUUAGUGCCCAUGACAGUUUUUCACAAAACAGAUUCUGAGGACUUGCAGAGGAAGCCUCUCUUGGUGCAUGUAUAUGGAGCAUACGGAAUGGAUCUGAAGAUGAAUUUCAGGCCUGAAAGGCGGGUCUUGGUGGACGAUGGAUGGAUCUUAGCAUAUUGCCAUGUUAGGGGUGGUGGUGAGCUGGGCCUCCAGUGGCAUGCCGAUGGCCGUCUAACUAAAAAGCUCAAUGGCCUUGCUGACUUAGUGGCUUGCAUUAAGACGCUUCAUAGCCAGGGCUUUUCUCAGCCGAGCCUAACAACGCUGAGUGCCUUCAGUGCUGGAGGCGUGCUUGCAGGGGCCCUGUGUAAUUCUAAGCCGGCGCUCCUGAGAGCUGUGACCCUGGAGGCACCUUUCUUGGAUGUCCUCAACUCCAUGAUGGACACCACACUCCCUCUGACACUGGAAGAGUUGGAAGAGUGGGGGAACCCUUCCUCUGACGAGAAACACAGGAACUACAUCAAACGCUACUGUCCCUGCCAGAACAUCAAGCCUCAGCAUUACCCUUCAAUUCACAUCACAGCUUAUGAAAACGAUGAGCGAGUGCCACUGAAAGGAAUCAUAAACUACACAGGGAAACUCAAGGAAGCUGUCGCAGAGCACACCAAGGGAGCUGGGGAAGGCUAUCAGCCCCCCAGCAUUGUUUUAGAUAUUCAGCCUGGAGGGAAUCAUGUGAUUGAGGACUCUCACAAAAAGAUCACAACCCAGAUGAAAUUCCUGUAUGAGGAACUUGGACUUGACAGUACUAAUGCUUUCGAGGCUCUGAAGAAAUACUUAAAAUUCUGAAAUGCUGCAUUCAGCUGGGGACUGGGAAUGCGUGGAAAUAAUAAUUAGGCUUAUUUCCAGUUGGUUUAGCAAAAGUGAGAUUUUUUUUAAGUUAUAUAAUUUUUUAAAAGUUGUUUCUUUGUGUAAUUGUGCUUAAUGUAUCCCUUGCUCAUUCCAGCCGCACACGCCCCUUGGCCUGGGAGUCAUUUCCAGCCAUGCUCCUCAGUAGAACAUAAGGAAGGGAGCCAGAAGGACUGGGCAGGAGAAGGCCAGGUCUCCCAAUCAGUCUUUUAACAGAAUUUUCUUUUAAUAGAAUUUUACAAUUCAAUAUCCUUCCUCUUUGCUAGUGAAUAUUUUUAGGCACUGUGGCUGUGAGUCACCUAAAAUGUCUACAACUCCACUUUAAAGAAAAGCAUAGCAUUCUUCAUAUUUAAAUGCUUUAGUAUUCUGGCAUAAUCUUUUAAACACUUUAUUGUUCUUUCAAAUAUUUAAGAAUCUUACCUAAAACAGUACAUUUGUACUACAGAAAUAUCUGAGAAUUGAUGCCAUUCAUGAGGCCCCGUGCAUACGUGAUGUCAAAACAUUGCAUGUAGGGUGGCCAUCCCUUAGGGAGCUUCCUAACACAAGCUAUACAGAAUGUCCAAUACACUGGAGUAGCAUGCACGACUAGAAACAAAACAUUUGUCUCUGAAAGCUGCCUGGUGAUGGAGGAGCAUCUUCAUACUGUGCUCCAAGAUGAGCCCCUCUCCCUUCUCUAGAGAGACGGCAUGUGUGUCAACAUCACUGCCUUUGGAAGCUGAGUUGGUACUUAAUCGUACUCUCAGUUUUGUAGGAAGAUCUGAAAUGAUUUCCUGUAGAUUUAGUACAGUUGAUAAUUCUCCAAAAUUCAGAACCACAAGGAAGACUUUAUCUAUGCCAUCCAGCUCUCGUGUGUACACAACAGAGUGACUGUUGUCCCUCAGCAGACAAAACCAGCCCCUGCUGAGAAGCAGCUCUCUGGCAUGGAGUAGACUCAAAUCCUGAUAGAGCCUCAGGGCCGAGCUCGGCUGGCUCUUUUGGACCUGUUUUUCAAAAAGAAUAUUCACAUAAAUGUUUUACUUUAAGAAUUAUCCUCACCCCCACCCCCAGAAAAACCUUGCUUCUAUCUGCCCUUUAAAUGCCCAAAUAAGUAAGUAACUGCCCAAUCAUAAAGCAUUUAUAAAUAGUUUGUCCUAAAGUCAUAGGAAUUACAAAUUGCAGUUUUCUGCGUGUCUGAGAAUCAUUUCAGUAUGCACUGUGCUCCCACGUCUUAGAGCUACCAUCACAGGACCUGGCUCUCAUCUGUAAGGUGACCUGAAGGGCACUGUUGUGCAGAGGUCUUGGGGCCCAGCAAACGUGGAUUUUCAGAUACUGCAGAGCCUGAGGUGCAAGUUAGCAAAUCUACAUUUGCUUUCUUCCUGCCGGGCCAUAAAAGAUAAUUUUGUCCACUGAAGACGUGGACUUAUUUUACAGCUACACAAACCGACCUGACGUAUGCUGCUCUUUCUUUUUCUCAUAAGCACUUUCUGUUACCUUGUCCCCUAGGUGUCAUUGUCCAGCACAUAACACUCUGUGACCGGGGUCACCUUCCUUCUGUUCCCUCCCGUGUAAGCAUUCACCUGUCUAGUAUGCUUGUACAUUGUCAUUCCCGUCCUCCCUUUUACAUUAUUUAUUUAAGAUAGAUUAUCAGACAGAUAAUUCCUGUGUCAAAGGUAUGCACAUUCAAUACAUAAUGCCAAAUUAUUCAUAGCUGUUGCCAAAUCAACAGUCUGUCUUUUGGGCGGGGCAGUUGUCGCCAUUUUAUUGUGAUUCUUUUCCAGUAGAUGCUUAGUAGAUUCUUUUCUGGUAGAUGCUUAGUGUCUUGUACUUAGUGACUGUCUCGUGGAUGUUUAAAGAUGUUCUUUCUGUUAUCAGGCCCCAAGUGCUCCUGGUCCAUGUGUGUGACCGUCUGUUGUUGCCCACUCUCAGUAGCCUAGCUAAUGCAUGAGGAACAGCUUAGUGCUGCUUGCACAAGGGCCUGGGACGCUGUUCUUUUCAUCUCCGCUCAUGUGAACUCUUUCUCUUUGCAUUUCUCAAAGUACUUGUUGGAUCUAUCUAGAAGCAUCAGUGAACAUGCAGAAAGAUUUGUGGGGUUUGGUGGACUCCUCAAUGCUUUUCACUGUUUGAAAACUGCAUUUCUCUCAUACGCUGCUUUCGUAUUGAAUUCUAUUUUGUCUGCUAUUAAAUAUUUCCAAGCCUA